Lactuca saligna is the source of this 2554-nucleotide messenger RNA. The record is from the annotation of a GenBank genome assembly. Lineage: Eukaryota; Viridiplantae; Streptophyta; Magnoliopsida; Asterales; Asteraceae.
UAUAGUUAUAAUCUAGUUUUUUAAUAUGUUCAACCUACUUAUCAUAUUCACCUAGAAAUUAAAAAGAUGAGCUUAAACUGAAGCUCAUCUCAGCUUGUUUUAAAAGAGUUGGAAAAUUAAUUGCAUUUUUUGAUUUUGAAUUUGGUUGUGUCGAGCUGAGUCAUGCCCACAAGACUUGAAUAUUUACCCCUGAACUUCCAUUAAAUUACGUUUACACCCUCACCUCCUCACGUAUAUACCCCCACCUCCACCUCGAUUCUACCACUUCUUUUUUCCCCUUUUCUUUUGUGCGUGUUGGUUCGUUUCCGCGGUGGUGCUGCUCCUCCAAACCUCGUUGAAGGCGGAGGCGGAGGAGGAUACAUACUCUAGAUAAACAUAAGGAAUUGAAAGAUACAGAGCCCAUGGGAUUCCGAUGAAGAAACAAGUGCAUGGACAUUGGUUAGGCUGCACCCUUUGAGUACGGAUGCAUAUCCAUUUUGUACGUAAAGGUCUUGACAUAUCAAUCCGUGUUUCAGAACCAUCAUGAGCUCAGCAGAGAAGAGAAAGGGAUUCGUUGAUUAAUUGCAGAGGCUAGGUUUUGCUUUUGGUUUAAUGUUUUGAUCGAACAACUAAUACUCAUAGGAUAGUUACUUAGGUUGUAUACAAUAGUUUGAUUGAAGAACAAGGUAUACAGCCCCCAAAUAAGAGGAAGAGAUUGCUCAGAAUAACUUGCUAGAUACUAUGGGAUUACCACAAGAUCCUUACAUUGGAACUUCUGAGGUUGCAUGGAUAUCAAGCACCUUGGAGCACAAUUUUCCUGUAAUUGAUGAGGAGACUUGUAACUUGAAUGAGAUGAAAGCAGAAAAUACAAGAAGAGAAAGCGUUGGAUGUUCCCUUGAUUCUUUAUUUGGUGAUCGUGUUGUUAAAACCUCAUUGGACAAAUUUCAAUUUCCAGAUGUUGUAAGUAAAGAGUCUACUGAUGUCAAAGGGACAAGAAUUGGUUCAAAGAAUAAGCUUGAUUUGUCAACACCCAAAUCUGCACAAACUGUUACAACUUCAUUUUCAAGAAUUGUGGGGUUUGAAUCUGGUAAAAAGGAUUCAUCCUCAGAUGCACUUGAUGGAGCUUCAACCAGACAGGUAUAUGAAAAAGUAACUGUUGUGCCUAUGGCCAGGAAAAGGAUGUUGUCACCACUGAACAAUAUGCUUUCUUCUCAACCAUCUGACAACGAUCAUAUAGAUAUAGCCUCCUGCAACAAUCACCAAGUUUCUGGUAAUCCUAAAGCUGAUGAUCCCAAGAUCAAGCUUUACAAGAAAGCAAAUACCUCUAAUCUUGUGUGGCCUGUAUCCGAUGGGCCAGUUCUUGAUGCAAAUGAAGUGUCAUUCUUUCCACCUGGAUUUAAGGAUUUUAAAGACUCAAGCAAGCAAAGAUUGCAGACCAGACCUAUCCCAAUAUCCACAGAUAAGUUGACCUUGUUGACCUGUUCUUCUUCAUCUCCCCUUGGUCCAAGAUCUUCCAAUGAAAGAAAACAUUCAUCAUCCAAUAAUGUGGAGAAUCCAGAUGGAGAAACAAUAAUCUCAGGUACCAUAUUUGCAUCAAGCGAAGUGGAUUAUAGGAUGCCAAGCAAUUCACUUGAAGAAAUCAGUUAUUUAUGUGAGGAAAUCGGGUCAUCAUGUUCUCCUAAAAGUUACACAGGAAAGAGCUGGCCUUUCCACAAACACAAAGAUUUAGGAUUUCAGAAGUUAAGGCAAAAAUCAAGGGGUCUUCCUGUUAGGAGAUCAUUAGUUGGUUCUUUUGAAGAAUCACUGUUAUCUGGCCGACUCUCAUCAGGAGACAUCAACAAGAAAAUCGAUGGUUUUCUAGCUGUUCUAAGUGUAAAUGGGGGAAACUUCUCACCAAAAGCACGCAAACUUCCCUUUGCAGUUAACAGUAUUGAUGGAGAUAGUUACUUACUGUACCAUGCUUCAAUAGAUCUUGCAGGAAACAACUUAUCAAGUAGCAUUCUUCACAAUGAUGAUUCUCAAAAUGCUAAAAGCCGUUUGCGCAUUCCAAUGAAAGGUUGCAUACAACUGGUUUUAAGCAAUCCAGAGAAGACACCUCUUCAUACUUUCUUCUGUAAUUAUGAUUUGAGCGACAUGCCAGCUGGCACAAAGACAUUCCUACGACAUAAGGUCACCCUUGCAACUUCCAGACAGGGGACCGAAGGGUGCAAUGGUGAUGGUUGCCAGGUUGAUGGUGACAUGGCGUCCGGUGUAUGUUCUUCAAGGGUGAAUGGAAAUGAUGCCAUUGUUGGUGCUUUACGCUAUGCUCUUCAUCUUCGUUUUCUAUGUCCUCAUAGAAAAUGCUCAAGAUAUGAAAAGAAUAAGUUAGAUAAUGAUCAUUUGGAGCGUAAGCUUUUCUUGUGCAGUGAUUUGAAGGUGGUGUUCCCACAACGCCAUUCAGACGAUGAUGAAGGGAAGUUAAUUGUGGAAUAUCAUUUUCCGGAAGAUCCAAAGUACUUUGAUAUUGGGUGAUGACACGGUAUAUGUUGUUGUGUAGGUUUGUUUUUAUAGAGGAUAUAUGUACAUGGGGUUGGUG